Panonychus citri (citrus red mite) is the source of this 2396-nucleotide messenger RNA. Its product is annotated as transmembrane protein 130-like. NCBI's taxonomy places the organism in Eukaryota, Metazoa, Arthropoda, Arachnida, Trombidiformes, Tetranychidae. The transcript has 4 exons. The record is from RefSeq and is a predicted model, not a curated record. The coding region runs from base 290 to 1705 and encodes 471 amino acids.
GGUUAAUCUCAGAGUAUUAUGGUUAAUUGUAUGGAAGAAAUUAAGUCAAUCAAUUACAAUUUAAAUUCACUUAAUUGUAGACAAUUAAAUUUUGGCGCUUUCGCUUCCAACUAGCGACAUCUGGUGGAUAAUUUUUUUCUCAUUUUCUGUAAUAAUUUUUUGUUUUUACUUUCAUUGUUAUUGUUUAAUUGUAAUUAUUGACCGAUUAUUUUAAUCAUAGGCUGUUAAUUUUUACUAAUUAACUAUGUGAAAUGUUGGCGAUUUAGUUUGAAUUCCAUUGAUUUUAAACAUGGGGAUUGGAUAUGUUUGGAUUAUGGACUGGCUAUUUAACAUGAAGGUCAGUUCUAGACCAAUGGUGGUUCAUUUGAUUUAUUGCCUUUUCCUUUUAUAUCCAGUGGCCGGUGAUUAUAUAACCGUUUACAAUGAUGGGCCUACAACAAUUGACACACCGAUAACCUUUAAAGUAUUCAACACCUACUCAACAAUUGCUCCUCGUUUUGAGUAUCGAUUUAAAUUUCCAGAUUUUCCGGACAAAGAUACAUCUAUUAUAUCUACAGCAGAUAAUGUUCGGCAUUCUGUAACCUUUCGUUCACCAAAUGUUUCCACAAAUAAACAACUCUACCUGGUAGAAGUUGAUGUUUGGUAUCGUUUCAUGUGGACUCCCGUCUACUCAAUAGGAACCGUUGUAUCUACCUUUCAACUUUCAGAUUCACUCUUGGGAACAAUUAAUUAUGAACAAGCAAUUCCUAAAGAGUCGAUUGCACGAAAUUUUGUUUCCACCGAAAGUCAAGUCAACAUGACAGCCAAAAUUCAUGAUCCAAGUGAUUUUUUCGCUUCAGCCAAUAUAACAUACAAAUGGAUUAUCAAUGGAUCACCUGAAGAGGAAUAUUUUGAUCAAACCAUUUUAUCUAAUUUCACUAAACCACAACCAAAUAAUAUAACUGUCAUUGUUUUUGCUUCUUUAAAUACUUCAUCAAAUGAAGUGUUAAUGCAAAAAAAUGGUUCCUUUGAUAUUGUAUUAACAAGUCGUGAUCCAAUUCACAAUUUAACCGCUGAUGGUCAUACAAAUGUUGAACUAUUUCGAGAUGAAAGUUUACAACUUACAAUGAAAAUCGAUGGUGGAUCUCCACCUUUCUGGUAUUGCUGGCAAAUAUUAGAUAUACCAGAUAAUGAUACAUUAUUGAUUCCUUAUUGUACAUCAACAAAUGAAAGUUUCUUCAUAAUAACAAGAUAUUUUGAUGCAAAAGGAAAGAAAAAUUUAAUCACUAAAGUUUCCAAUGACGUCUCAUCAUUCACCAAAAACAUGACCAUCCUAAUCUAUGAGAUUGAACAUCGAGCUCAAUUAAGCUUCAUCUUAAUCCCUGUUUGCAGUAUAAUCUUAGCAGUUUUAAUCAUUAUCGCUGGUAUUGCCAUACAUAUGAGACAGAGGAAAGAAUUGAGUAUUGAAGUAGCUGAUUUUGAUUUUCAAUCUUACGAUGAAAUGAUAGAGAGAACAUUUUUUGAAAGAAUCCGUGAUAAUUUUACCCAAUCAUUGAAAUUUUCAAUAUUUCGUUCCUGUUCCGGUCAAACCAUAGAGUAUGAUGAUUUCGUGGAUAAAAACGAUUCAGAUGAAGUCGCUCCGAAUGAGCCAAAUAUAAGUGAAUGUAAUUUACGUUUCAGUGGUGAUCUCAACGAUUCAGGAGUUUCUACUGAUAUAAGAACAUGAAGAAAAAAAACCCUCGUCAACGAUAAAACAAAGGAACAAUUGUAAAAACAAAUCAUUGAUAAUCAACACACACUAUAAGUUUAAAAGACCUUACAAAAUCUAUUUUCUAUCCCAUUUUUUUUGUUCAUAAUUUGGAUCAUCUAUCAACUCCUUUCUCUCUCUCUCUCUACAACAUUUUCAUCAUUAAUCAUCUUCGCCAUUUAACUUCACCAUCAUCAUAUUUUCAUCAUCAAACUCAAUUGAAAGAAAAGUAUCAACAAAAACCUCAUCAACUUAACCACCGAUUUGAAAAGAAAAACAAAGUGAAUCAAAUUGUGAUACAAUUGUGUUAAUGAUGUUUCUAGAGUUCUCUCUAUCUGUUUCAGAUUCAGUGGUCACUCAUGUUCCUUCAGACAGCAUGAUGAACAAAACAUGAUAGAGAAAAGGAAUGAACAAUUAUGAUAUUUUUUAUUCGCCUCGUAAAUGAAUUCAUGAGAAAACCAAAUAUCUUAAUCAACUUUUCUCCAAUUUUCUUCUCUCCUUUUUCUUUGGUAAUCUGUUAUUCUAUUUAUAUAUAAACAAAUCUGAUUUAGAUAACUGUUGAUACAGAUCAUCUUUAAUUGUGAAAAUCUAGAGAACUUUAAAUCACCAUGAACCAUUGUAUCGAUAAAUAAUAUUUUUUUCGCUGUUAAAAUGUUCUCCAUGAUCAAAA